Molecule: messenger RNA, 2805 nt
Organism: Tupaia belangeri chinensis (Chinese tree shrew)
Lineage: Eukaryota; Metazoa; Chordata; Mammalia; Scandentia; Tupaiidae
Gene: GRIA1
Product: glutamate ionotropic receptor AMPA type subunit 1
Exons: 13
Coding region: 532-2805 (757 amino acids)
Biological process (GO): monoatomic ion transport
Cellular component (GO): membrane
Molecular function (GO): signaling receptor activity; ligand-gated monoatomic ion channel activity
Source: RefSeq, a predicted model, not a curated record
GGAGGGUAAAGGGGACUGUGGGGUUGCCCUUUGCAUGACCAAGCAUCACAUAACACCCACUCCCUCCCCACACACAAAGGAAGAAGAAGACAGGCACAGGGAGCCAGGGGGUGAUAGGUAGAAGAGGCCGGCUGUGGAACUCUGAGCUGGCUGGGUGGUGUUAGCAUAGAGCUUGCCGCCUGUGUGAGUGUGAGGGGGAGAGCGACAGAGCAAGGGAGGGAGAGAGAGGCAGGCUGCGAGAGGAGAGGAGAGGCGAGGAGAGGGGGAGCGAGCGCUCCAGCUAGCAUGAGGACGGGCUUCUCUUUCCGUGCUCAGUUAAUCUGGCUGUCAGUUGGUGUUAACGCUGCCGUUUAAGUGCUCCGAUUCCAAAGGAAACAGACAAACCUUGCAGAAGGAAGGAAGCAAGCAAGGAAAGAAGGAACUGCAGGAGGAAAAGAAUAGGCAGAACAGCGAGAGGAAUAAAGGGAAGGGGGGGAAACACCAAAUCUAUGAUUGGACCUGGGCUUCUUUCUCGCCAAUGCAAAAAGGAAUAUGCAGCACAUUUUUGCCUUCUUCUGCACCGGUUUCCUAGGCGCGGUAGUAGGUGCCAAUUUCCCCAACAAUAUCCAGAUCGGGGGAUUAUUUCCAAACCAGCAGUCACAAGAACAUGCCGCAUUUAGAUUUGCUUUGUCACAACUCACUGAGCCCCCAAAGCUGCUCCCCCAGAUUGAUAUUGUGAACAUCAGUGACAGCUUUGAGAUGACCUAUAGAUUCUGUUCCCAGUUCUCUAAAGGAGUCUAUGCCAUCUUUGGGUUUUAUGAACGAAGGACUGUCAACAUGCUGACCUCCUUCUGUGGAGCCCUCCAUGUCUGCUUCAUCACACCAAGUUUUCCUGUUGACACAUCCAAUCAGUUUGUCCUUCAGCUGCGCCCUGAACUACAGGAUGCCCUCAUCAGCAUCAUUGACCAUUACAAGUGGCAGAAAUUUGUCUACAUUUAUGACGCAGACCGGGGCUUAUCCGUCCUGCAGAAAGUCUUGGACACAGCGGCUGAGAAGAACUGGCAGGUGACAGCAGUCAACAUUCUGACAACCACAGAGGAGGGAUACCGGAUGCUCUUCCAGGACUUGGAGAAGAAAAAGGAGAGACUGGUGGUGGUGGAUUGUGAAUCAGAACGCCUCAAUGCUAUCUUGGGACAGAUUGUAAAACUGGAGAAGAAUGGCAUUGGCUACCACUACAUCCUUGCAAAUCUGGGCUUCAUGGACAUCGACUUAAACAAAUUCAAGGAGAGUGGAGCAAAUGUGACAGGUUUCCAGUUGGUAAACUACACAGACACCAUCCCGGCCAAGAUCAUGCAGCAGUGGAAGAACAGUGACGCGCGAGACCACACCCGGGUGGACUGGAAAAGACCUAAGUAUACCUCUGCGCUCACCUACGACGGGGUAAAGGUGAUGGCCGAGGCUUUCCAGAGCCUGCGGAGGCAGAGGAUUGACAUAUCCCGCCGCGGCAAUGCUGGGGACUGUCUGGCCAAUCCAGCUGUGCCCUGGGGGCAAGGGAUUGACAUCCAGAGAGCUCUGCAGCAGGUGCGAUUUGAGGGUUUGACAGGAAACGUGCAGUUUAAUGAGAAAGGACGCCGGACCAACUACACGCUCCAUGUGAUUGAAAUGAAACAUGAUGGCAUCCGAAAGAUCGGUUACUGGAAUGAAGAUGAUAAGUUUGUCCCUGCAGCCACCGAUGCUCAAGCUGGGGGGGAUAAUUCAAGUGUUCAGAACAGAACAUACAUCGUCACGACAAUCCUAGAAGAUCCUUAUGUGAUGCUCAAGAAGAAUGCCAACCAGUUUGAGGGCAAUGACCGCUACGAGGGCUACUGUGUAGAGUUGGCAGCAGAGAUUGCCAAGCAUGUGGGCUACUCCUACCGUCUUGAGAUCGUCAGUGAUGGAAAAUAUGGAGCCCGAGACCCUGACACAAAAGCCUGGAAUGGCAUGGUGGGAGAGCUGGUGUAUGGAAGAGCAGAUGUGGCUGUGGCCCCCUUAACUAUCACCUUGGUCCGGGAAGAGGUUAUAGACUUCUCCAAACCAUUCAUGAGUUUGGGGAUUUCCAUCAUGAUAAAGAAGCCACAGAAGUCCAAGCCAGGAGUCUUCUCCUUCCUUGAUCCUUUGGCUUAUGAGAUUUGGAUGUGUAUUGUUUUUGCCUACAUUGGAGUGAGCGUUGUCCUCUUCUUGGUCAGUCGCUUCAGCCCCUACGAAUGGCACAGUGAAGAGUUUGAGGAAGGACGGGACCAGACAACCAGUGACCAAUCCAAUGAGUUUGGGAUAUUCAAUAGCUUGUGGUUCUCCCUGGGAGCCUUCAUGCAACAAGGAUGUGACAUUUCCCCCAGGUCCCUGUCUGGUCGCAUCGUCGGUGGCGUCUGGUGGUUCUUCACCUUAAUUAUCAUCUCCUCAUACACAGCCAACCUGGCCGCUUUCCUGACUGUCGAGAGGAUGGUGUCUCCCAUUGAGAGUGCAGAAGACCUAGCAAAGCAGACAGAAAUCGCUUAUGGGACGCUGGAAGCAGGAUCUACUAAGGAGUUCUUCAGGAGGUCUAAAAUUGCUGUGUUCGAGAAGAUGUGGACAUACAUGAAGUCAGCAGAACCAUCCGUUUUUGUGCGAACCACAGAGGAAGGGAUGAUCCGAGUGAGGAAAUCCAAGGGCAAAUAUGCAUACCUCCUGGAGUCUACCAUGAAUGAGUACAUCGAGCAGCGGAAACCCUGUGACACCAUGAAGGUGGGAGGUAACUUGGAUUCCAAAGGCUAUGGCAUUGCGACACCAAAGGGGUCCGCCCUGAGGUAA